Molecule: messenger RNA, 348 nt
Organism: Microthlaspi erraticum
Lineage: Eukaryota; Viridiplantae; Streptophyta; Magnoliopsida; Brassicales; Brassicaceae
Source: the annotation of a GenBank genome assembly
AUGGGGAUCUCAUCCUCCUCUUGCUCUUCCUCAACCUCCUCCAUUGGUUCAUCUUGGUUCUCUUGCUCACUUCUCAACCAAUUGAUUCACCUCUUCUCCUUCCUCUUCACUCUCAGUCUCAUCACUUCCUUCUUCACUUGGAGAACCAUUUCCCUCCUCUUGAACAAGGUUCACUCCAAUCUCAAACUCCCCUUGCUCACUCUCACUACUAAUGGGUCAUUCCUCUUCUUGGUCCUCCUUUCUUCCCUCAAUCUCUCACUCUCAGACUGUCUCCUCAGAGUAUACAUAUCCCUCUGCAUCAGACUCUUCCAUCCUCUGAUCAUCCUCUCAAAUCGGCUUGCAUCUUAA